UGCCGACCUGGUGAGCAUCCCGACUUGAUGGUGAGAAGAACUAUUAUAAAAAAAGGACCAAGACUCAAAUCUCCAACGCCAUUUGCCUCCGUCUCCAGAGCGACCAGAGCACGAAAUUGCCAUUCCUCCUCUCUGCCAGGCUGCCAGCUAACGCAAAACCAAGCCAAUCCCUCUGCUCUUUCUUUCGUCCGCAAAUUGCUAUGGUGCUCGCUGUCGCUAUUGCCACUCUGGUAGUUUCAACCGGCAUCACAUCCUCACUUUUUACUGUUUUGUACAACAAACUUGCAGAUCUCACUUUGGAGAAGAUAGGCAAGAAUGAUGACGUCGCCGACAAGCUCCAAAAGCUCGCACGAACGCUGCUGAAAAUCGAGUCUCUUGUCGACGACAUGGAGAACAAGCAAACCAACUCCAACUUCUGCGAGAUGCUCAUUGAACAUGUCAAGAGUGCCCUUUUCGACGCUGAAGAUCUGCUGGAUAAGAUCGAUUUCGGAAAGCUGGAAUUCAAAACCGCCAUAUUGAGUGUGAAGUCGGAAGGGGAGGUUGCGGUCAUUCGGAUGCUGGAAAGAGUUGAAGAUUUAGUGAAAGAGAUGGAGGGUUACCUCUUGUCGGAAAUUAACAAGAAGCGCAGUCCUCCUCAGAGUUUGGAUGUUAAUCCUCGCACUAGUUCGUUGGUUGACAAGCUGUCCGUGUUCGGCAGGGAUAACGAGAAGGAGAAGAUGGUUGAGAUGCUGCUGGCGCAGCGGACGGAGAAUGUUUCUGUGAUUCCGAUUUGGGGUAUGGGCGGGACCGGAAAAACAACACUUGCUCAACUUGUGUACAACGAUCAAGCUGUCGUUCGAAAUUUUAAGUUGAGGAUGUGGGUGUGUUUUUCUUCUCUAGACACUGACCUGGUUACCGUCACUAAAUCAAUUUAUGAGUCUGCUACCAACGAGGUUUUGGAGUUGCCAAAUUUGGAUGCCGUUCAGGUCGCACUGCAGGAGAAAAUGCGGAGGAAGAAGUUUUUGCUCGUACUCGACGGAAUGUGGAAUGAGAAUCCGGCUUUCUGGGAUGCGUUGAAAUUGCCCUUCAGAUUUGCGGCCCCAGGGAGCAACAUUGUUGUAACUACUCGAAGCAAAAUUGUUUCGUUGAUUGUAAGCACUGGUCAGCGGUAUGAUUUGCACACUUUGUCCGGUGACUCGGGUGAUGAAGCUUGUCGGGACAUAAUUAAACAGAGCUUCGGUGGGAAUCUCGAUGGACAUGGAGAUUUAUGGAAGAUAGCAAAAAAGUGUAAAGGCCUCCCGCUGGCAGCCAAAGUGAUCGGACGUGUCUUGCGAUUCAAGUUAGGAACGAAGGAGUGGGAUCACAUUCUAAAUUAUGAGCUUUGGGACUUUCCAGAAGAUUACAAGAGCCAAAUCUACCCUGUACUUAAAGUGAGCUAUGAUCACUUGCCGUCGAAUUUGAAAAGAUGUUUUGGUUAUUGUUCGAUUUUCCCUCACAAGUUUCAAUUUGAAGAGGAUGAUUUAAUCCAACUAUGGGCAGCAGAAGGCUUCAUCCAACCCCAAAGAACAAGAAGUGUCCAAGGCAUUGGAAGAGAGUACAUUGAUUUCUUGCUCUCGAGGUCUCUUUUCCAAGUUUCACCAAACGAUGCAGACCGCCAAACAGAGGCAGAGCCACAUGGAGGACAGGUCCCUCCUGAGAGUGAUUUAUGGCCCCGCCACUGCCGCCGAAAAUAUGAAAUCCAUGGCUUCAUUCAUGAUAUGGCGAGACUGGUUUCGGCCAACUUAUGCUUUCGUCUGGAGGAUAGCAUGUCAACCUUCUUGCCCUCUAAAAAUGUACGUCACUCGUCUCUGCUUCGUAAAAACAUUGAAGAAUCCACACUAAAAGAGUUUCACAGGUACGAGAAGUUGAGGACAUUUAUAUUGCAUCCUGAACAUGCAACUAGUCUUAGUAAAGUUCCUGAGGGUUUUUUUAAAAAGUUGCCAUGCUUAAGAGUGUUGAAUUUGAGUCGUAGUCAAAUCACUGAAUUGACCGAAUCCAUUGAAACAUUGAUGCACCUUCGAUACCUCAACCUUAAUAAUACCCCUAUCAAAAAGUUGCCAAAGACGUUAACAAAUAUACAUGGGUUAGAAGUACUCAAGCUCGAGAACUGUUCUGAGCUCCUUGACUUGCCUAAGAACUUAAAGAACUUGAGUAAGUUGCGACGUCUUGACUUUGAUAGAUCGGAACAAAUCAAUUCCUUGCCAAAAGAAAUUGGAAAAUUAACUCUUCUUGAAAUUCUGCCUGUAUUUAAAGUGGGAAUAGACGGAAAUUUGGAGGCGCUUAAGAACAUGACAUGCCUUCGUGGAUCAAUUUCCAUAAAAAAUCUUGAGAAUGUGGCAGAUGUUGCAGAGGCUAAGGGUGCUAUUCUACACAACAAGCAAUAUCUUGAAAGUUUGGGAUUGCACUGGAACAAUGGAACUAGAGAUGCAACAGUUGAACAAGCAGUUCUUGAGGGCCUUAAACCUCAUGAUAGGUUGAAAAGGUUAAAAGUAGUAGGUUACUUGGGUUCAAAAUUUCCAGAUUGGAUAGGCCAAUCAUCGUUUGGCAAGCUUGAUUCUUGCCUUACUGAGCUUCGCAUUGAUUCUUGCCCAAAUUUGGACUCACUACCUGCACUUCGUCACCUAACUUCACUUGAAACUUUAGACAUCGACAGGUGCCCUCAGCUUCUAUCAAUUCCAGGCGCAGCACUACCACGCUCACUCAAACACUUGAGCAUUUCGAGCCAAUUGUGCACAAGACUUCCUUCUCUUGGUCAACUUCCAGUUCUCAAAGACCUUGUCAUUGGAAAGAUGGGUACUCUGACAAACGUGGAUCGUCAGUUUUGUCGGUUGGCAGGUUCUUUUCCAUCCUUGGAGACGCUAACAUUUUGUGACAUGCCAGAGUUGAGUAUUGGAUCAGGAAUAAAUAACCUUGACAUGCCUCGCCUUAUAGAGCUUCGCAUUGAUUCUUGCCCAAAUUUGGUCUCCCUACCUUCAGUUCAUCACCUAACUUCACUUGAAACGUUAGACAUCAACGAUUGCCCUCAGCUUCCAUCAAUUCCAGGCAAAGGACUGCCACGCUCACUCACACACUUGAGCAUCUCGGACAGUGACAGUUUAAAGAAGUGGUGCAAGGGAAGAGAUGGUGACGAUUGGAGCAAGAUCAAAUGGAUCCUUGAGAUAGUGAUUGAUGGUGAUGAAAUUCCAAUGGAUGGGCGUGGAAAUUGAAUCUUGUUGCAUCUCCAUCAACACAUGGAGCGGUUCUGAGCUUGAUAAAAAGGUGGAACACGAAGCCCUCUAGAUUGACCAAACGAGUUGAAGUUGUUCGAGCAGGAUUUCUGGAUCUGGUCAUUCGCACAGCUCCCUAGGGAAAUGGCACUUUCUUGCCUGUCGGGCAAGAUCUUGCAGUUUGGUGUAUUAC
Molecule: messenger RNA, 3417 nt
Organism: Malus domestica (apple)
Lineage: Eukaryota; Viridiplantae; Streptophyta; Magnoliopsida; Rosales; Rosaceae
Product: putative disease resistance RPP13-like protein 1
Biological process (GO): defense response to other organism
Molecular function (GO): ADP binding; protein binding
Source: RefSeq, a predicted model, not a curated record